CGCUUGUUUAAGUGGGUCAUUCAAGGAUGAAGCUUGUGAGGUUUCUUAUGAAAUUGUCCCAUGAGACGGUAACCAUUGAACUAAAAAACGGUACGCAGGUUCACGGAAGUAUUGCUGGUGUUGAUGUGUCAAUGAAUACACAUAUGAGGUCCGUUACUUUGACACUUAAAAAUCGGGAUGCGAUUAACUUGGACACACUAACUGUUCGCGGAAACAAUAUCCGAUAUUUCAUUCUCCCAGAAAGUCUUCCACUUGAUACACUUUUAAUUGAUGAAGGCCCUCCGAAAAGGAAACCUGGACGGGAAGUUACUUGCAAACAGUGGGUUUUCAGUGGUUUUAUGGAGAGCGACAACUCGAAAUAUCGUAGAAUAGAUCGGAAAAAUAACUUUUGGAUAACUUCUAGGGGAUGGAGAAAAUUUGUAGUUCAGAAUUAUUUUAGCAAUACUUUUUUCUUUGACUUGAAUGAUUCUCUUGUGAAAAAAACCAUGUAAACAGCGACAGCAACAACCAAUCACAUUCUAUAUCGAUGGAACAAGCCGUCAUCCACUUGUAAAGAAACACUAAUAGCUCACAUUUGUGUGUCAUGUCCAGUUAGUCAGUCAGUAACAACGUAGAACUUCGUACGUACGUACGUACAUCAGUUCGAGUUGCCACACCACAUUAGCACAGAGAUGCAGUGGUCGAUUCAAAUCCCAUAGUGGUAGACGUAAUAAGAGUAUAAGCAGUAAUCGGGAAGAUUAGGGUUUGGAGAUGUUAUUUAAAGAGUAUAAUCCAGUGAAAUAAAUUUGGAAAGAGGAAAAAAAGGGACAUGAAGAAUUCAGGAGAUUAGAAUUUGGGAGAACACAGAGAGUGGA
Schistosoma haematobium is the source of this 854-nucleotide messenger RNA. Its product is annotated as Small nuclear ribonucleoprotein Sm D1. The coding region runs from base 27 to 491 and encodes 154 amino acids. The transcript has 3 exons. Gene Ontology annotation, molecular function: RNA binding. Gene Ontology annotation, biological process: RNA processing; spliceosomal snRNP assembly. Gene Ontology annotation, cellular component: U1 snRNP; catalytic step 2 spliceosome; pICln-Sm protein complex. Lineage: Eukaryota; Metazoa; Platyhelminthes; Trematoda; Strigeidida; Schistosomatidae. The record is from RefSeq and is a predicted model, not a curated record.